AUGUUGUCGCCUGCAUCUCAGCCCCCCUCCACCCUCUCCUCCCCUUUCCCCCUCACAGCGGCCGCGCGUGUGCGUGCUGGGAGGCGGCUUCGGCGGGCUAGACCACGCGUGUGUGUACUGGGAGGGGGAUUCGGCGGGCUGUACGCGGCGCUGAGGCUCGACUCGCUGCUGUGGAGCGACGAGCGCCGCCCGCAGGUGCUGCUGGUGGACCAAUCAGAGCGCUUCGUGUUCAAACCGCUGCUCUACGAGCUGCUCUCGCAAGACGUGACGGUGUGGGAGAUAGCACCCAAGUUCACAGACCUGCUCAGGAGCACCCAAGUGGCGUUCCUGCAGGACGGCGUGCAGGCAGUGCACGUGACCAAGGGCGGGGCUGCCUCUGCUGCUGCUGACGUGGCAGGAGAUACAGGUGGACGCGUGCGAUUGGCUUCUGGAAUGGAGGUGGAAUACGAUUGGCUGGUGUUGGCGUUGGGAGCGCAGACCAACAUGGCCUUCGCUCCAGGCGCCAAGGGGCGAGCUCUGCCCUUCAGCACUCUCGACGAUGCUCUGGCGGUGGAUCGCCGGCUGUUGCUGCUGGAGAAGCGAUGGCAGGCAGCCAAAGAAGCCGGGGAGGACCCAGCGCCCAUCCGAGUGGUGGUGGUGGGGGCGGGCUAUGCGGGGGUGGAGCUCGCAUGCACGGUGGGGGAGCGCCUGGGCAGCAAGGGUCGCAUUGAGAUUGUUGACCCUGCCCCCGUCGUGUGCCCCGCUGCUGCUCCCGGCAACAGACGCGCUGCAGAGCGGGCGCUCAAGGAGAGGGGAGUGCACCUUCGCCUGGGCACCAAGGUCACACGCAUGGCUGAUGCUGCCCACUCCUCUUCCUCAUCUUCCUCAUCCCCCUCCGCUUCCUCCUCCUCCUCACCCCCCUCCUCUUCCUCGUCCUCCUCCUCCUCCUCCUCCUCAGACCCAUCUCCCUUUGCCGUGCCAGCAGCCCGCCUCUUCCUCGAGUCAGCAUCACCUCGAGGCACAGAGAGAGAGAGAGAGAUGGAGGCUGAUAUUGUCCUCUGGACCGUUGGCAGCUCGCCUGUGCUCCCCACUGUGCAACCUUCCUCAGCUUCGUCAGAAUCAGAAGCAUCAGGAGCAGCAGGAGGGGAGGGGGCGGUGCAGUGGUUGAAGCGGACAGCGAGGGGGCAGGCGGAGGUGGAGGAGAGUCUGCGAGUGAAGGGGCUCACUAGGGUGUUUGCGCUCGGGGAUGCGGCUUGUGUGCCGGACGGCAAUGGGCGCCCACUGCCUGCCACAGCCCAGGUGGCAUUCCAGCAGGCGGACUACGUGGGGUGGAACAUCUGGGCGGCCAUCAACAACCGCCCCCUGCUGCCCUUCAGGUACCAGCAUUUGGGCGAGCUGGUGCUACUGGGGUCCAAGGACGCAGCAGCUUCGGUGGGAUUCAUUGAUGACUUCCUCAUUGAGGGGCGCGCAGCACACACAGCGCGCAAGCUAGCAUACCUGUACAGGUUGCCAACCAAUGAGCAUAGGGCACGUGUUGGGGUGAGCUGGCUGACACGUGCCAUUGUGGAUGGCAUCUCAGAGGCACAGAACCUUCUGGCAGCUGCCACCAAGGGUCAAGGGGACAAGAAAUGA
Molecule: messenger RNA, 1611 nt
Organism: Closterium sp. Yama58-4
Lineage: Eukaryota; Viridiplantae; Streptophyta; Zygnematophyceae; Desmidiales; Closteriaceae
Source: the annotation of a GenBank genome assembly